AUUUUUGGGCUUUAGAAGUUGUAAAUCAUAUCUACAAUGAUGCUCAUGAUUAUUAAAUAAUUACCUCUAUUGUAUUUGACUGUCCGUAACAUAUUCUAAGCAUCGCAGUUGGGCGCCAAACCGACACUGUGUUUCUGAGUAAUUAAAUUAAAAAAAAGGUUUUGAUAAGUUUAGUGCAAUGUCGGAGAUGAAAGAGCUCAAACUAAAACAAGAGAGCAUUUCUACAAGCUUCGAUACCAGAGAUCAGAUCGUAGAUUUGAAAGUUGUAGAAUUAGAGCUUAAGUUUGAAGCAACUGCCACUAGAGUUGAGGAUUCUCUUACAAUCGCACGGUCCCAAAGCUGCCACAUAUGUGGUAAGGAAAUCUCGAUCAAAUGUUCUAUGAAACAACAUCUGCUAGUACAUACAGGAGAACGAGCUUACAAAUGUGAUAUCUGCGGUAAAUCGUUAGCAUCUUAUAGCAACCUGAAGGUGCAUGAGCGUCGACAUGCUGGCGACAAACGACACAAGUGUAGCCUUUGUGAUAAAGCUUUCGUCAGAAGUACGGAACUCAUAAUGCACAGUUACACCCAUAGCGAUAUCAAACAACCAAAAUGUAGCAUUUGCUCGAGAAAAUUCAAUUCAACCGAAAAACUUGACUUGCACAUGCGAACACACAACGGGGAGACUUCAAGCAGUUGUGAUGUUUGUGGCAAGGAAUUCAUUAAUAAAUACAAACUAACAAGUCACAUGCACUCUCACACUCGUGAGUUUCAAUGUCGGAUCUGUGAUAAGGCUUUCGUGCGAAAACAAUUGCUUAUAGCUCACGAACGAAUUCAUCGUACGGAUGAAGUGCUACCAAACGUCCAUAACGGUAAAUCCGUUGAAUCCGAUGAUCGCAAUGUGAAACAAAACCAGGUUAUUGAUUCGGGUGAAAACAUACCGUCUCUAACAAAACAGUGCGAGCUUUGCUCGAAAGAAUUCGCCUCAACAUAUCUAUUUAAUCAACACGUUCUAACGCACUCGAGUGAAAAGACAUUUGAAUGUACUGUCUGUGGUAAGACAUUCUACACAACAAGAGCACGAUACAAGCAUAUGCGUUGUCAUAUUGGUGAAAACCUGUACAAAUGUGGCGUUUGCACCCGAUCGUUCCCUACUCCCAGUAUCCUAGAUCGGCACACACGAGUCCACACGGGCGAACGGCCCUACAAGUGUACCAUCUGCGGAAAAGAGUUCGCCCAAAAGGGAGGUCUUACAACCCACCUGCGUGUGCAUACCGGAGAACGGUCAUUCAAAUGCAACGUUUGCGAUAAAACAUUCACGGCAGCGCGUUCACUGGAACGGCACCACGUGCUACAUUCCGACGAAAGACCAUUCGCGUGCGAUGUGUGCGGUAAAAAUUUUGCCAGCAAUUCCCAUUUAACGCGUCACACGAGAACGCAUUCUAGCGAAAGGUCGCCGCGAAAGUAGCAUAUAGGUCUUCAGAAGGUAAAUUAUUAAAUGUCCUAUCUGUAAUUACAAAAACAACGAUUCUGUCUACUGUUUUUGAUUCGCUUUUCUUUUAUUAAUUUAUUUUAACAUAGUAUCUUAAAGCUAACUUGUAUUAAAUAAAGUUCAGGCUCUAAAUUAAGCAAAGCAAAGCAAAGCCUAGGUGCUACAUUCCGUAAUCGAAACUUGGCCUUCUGUUUUUAUACGACAGACUUCGCAGCCAGCUGUU
Messenger RNA from Sabethes cyaneus, 1694 nucleotides. Its product is annotated as zinc finger protein 26-like. Gene Ontology annotation, biological process: regulation of transcription by RNA polymerase II. Bases 179 to 1447 code for a protein of 422 amino acids. Gene Ontology annotation, molecular function: DNA-binding transcription factor activity, RNA polymerase II-specific; RNA polymerase II transcription regulatory region sequence-specific DNA binding. Lineage: Eukaryota; Metazoa; Arthropoda; Insecta; Diptera; Culicidae. The transcript is spliced from 3 exons. Gene Ontology annotation, cellular component: nucleus. The record is from RefSeq and is a predicted model, not a curated record.